Doryrhamphus excisus (bluestripe pipefish) is the source of this 4786-nucleotide messenger RNA. It is a transcript of the gene ptk7b, whose product is annotated as protein tyrosine kinase 7b. Gene Ontology annotation, cellular component: neuronal cell body; plasma membrane; axon. Lineage: Eukaryota; Metazoa; Chordata; Actinopteri; Syngnathiformes; Syngnathidae. The record is from RefSeq and is a predicted model, not a curated record. Gene Ontology annotation, molecular function: ATP binding; axon guidance receptor activity; protein kinase activity. Gene Ontology annotation, biological process: protein phosphorylation; homophilic cell-cell adhesion; synapse organization.
GGAAGCCAACUUGGAAACAACGCGGAGCGAAACUCCCUCUCGCUCCAGACUCGAGCGACUCGGUGGUCGGAGCCUGUGGACUAGGCAUCGGUUUGCUGCACAUGCCGGUUUUUACUGAAACACGGCAGCCUGCGUUUACAACUACUCAUUUUGUUCUUUGGCUUCAAACUUUCGGCGCGUCUUCAUCUGUCGUACUCGAAGUAAGUGUGCACUGACCCGCCUGGGAACCGAGCCACCGUCCCGCAUGUGUCCGUCUCGUUCCCGCGAGCCAUCCUCUCCAACAACCAGUCGGGGAGCAACACCGGAGCCGCCUAGCUCAAGGACCGUCAUGGAUCUAACAAGAGAGGCCGAGGAUCGACGCAGAGAGAGCGGGAGAAAAGUACGACUGGGUCCGAUGUACACCCUCGCUAUCGUCAGCCUACAAGUCCUAUCCAUCCAGGCUGCUGCCAUCCAGUUCACCAAGGAGCCCAAGUCCCAAGAUGCCUUGCACGGCCGCAGCGCCAUGCUCCGCUGCGAGGUCAGCGAUCCAACCGACAUCACUUACGUUUGGCUCCACGAUGGCCAGGCCCUGGAAAACAGCGAGAGGCGCUACCAGGAGGGCAGCAAUCUGAAAUUCACUGCUGUGGACCGCCAGCUGGACGCGGGAAACUUUGAGUGCGUCGCAGAAAAGGCGUCCACGGGAGAGGUGCUCCAUUCCACAAACGCCUCCUUCAACAUCAAAUGGUUAGAAAGUGGUGGUGUGACAUUAAAGGAGCCCACCUCAGAGGGGGAAAUUGAGAGCUCCGCACCCGUCACGCUUCGCUGUCACAUUGACGGACACCCACGGCCGACAUGCCAGUGGUUCAAGGACGGGGUGAAGCUAACUGAGAAGAGUCAUCAGAUCAACAACAAGGAGCGGACGCUCACCUUCAAGAGCGCCACUCCAGACGACAAUGGCCUUUUCUACUGCUGUGCCAAGAACGCAGCCGGCCAUGUCUGCAGCAAUAGCAACUUCACUCUCAACAUUAUAGAUAAGAGCUUCCCCCGGCCCGUGGUCACUCCUGAGGACCAGGUGGUUCUGAGGAAUGAAGAAGCUGUGUUCCAUUGCCAAUUCACAGCCGUGCCGCCUCCUACGCUGGAGUGGUACCAUGAAAAUGAGCUGCUGGUUAACAAAUCUCGUGUUUUCCUGCUCUCCAAUGGCUCACUGCUCAUCACCCAGGUCAAGCCCAGAAAUACUGGUUCAUACAAGUGUGUCGGCCACGGCGUCAGCGGCUCCAAAGUGACACACGAGGCGUCCCUCCUCAUUGCCGAGAUCGAUGACAUGCUGUCCAAGAUGUCCAAAGUUUUCACAGCGGACACCCUGCAGCGGGUUCCCUGUAACCCCCCGAGGGGAAGACCCCAGCCUGUGGUCUGGUGGGAGAGGGGAGGUCAGCGCGUGCCCACCGAGGGACGAGUGUAUCAGGAUGGCUUGGAUUUGGUCUUCAGUCCGACCGAGGCUGGCGAUUCCGGAGUUUAUACCUGUGUAGCUCAAAACAAGGCGGGCCGCAGGACACAGGAGGUCACAUUCACUGUAGCCACCGCCCCAGUGUGGGUAACAAGGCCCCAAGACAGUCAUUUAGAAGAAGGAAAGCCGGGGUACCUGCACUGUCACGCCAAAGCCACUCCAGAACCGGAGGUCACAUGGCUCCGCAACAAUAUCAUGAUCACACCUGAGGACUCCCGUUUUAAACUGUUCCCAAACGGCACGUUGAGGAUCAACAGUGUGGAAGUGUACGACGGACAGAUGUACGGCUGUGAGACCAAGACAGUGGGUGGUCGACUGUCUGGCCAGGCCAGAGUUACGGUGCUGGAGAAGCUGAAGUUCACGCCGACCCCCCAACCCUCUCAGUGCCUGGAGCUGGAUAAUGAGAUCAACAUCCAGUGCUCUGCAAAAGGCAGAGAGAGUCCCACCAUCCGCUGGACUAAAGCAGAUGGAGGAGACCUGCCGCCCCAUGUGGAGCAGAAAAAUGGCCAGCUUCACUUCUCCAAAGUCACCCGCAGUGACGCCGGCAAUUACACCUGCAUCGCCUCCAACAGCCUCCAGGGGGAGAUCAGAGCCUUUGUUUCCCUCACAGUGGCGGUGUACAUUCGCUUUAAAGUGGAGCCAGAGAAUACAACUGUGUACCAGGGCCACACGGCUAUCCUGCACUGCCAGGCCACAGGCAGCCCCGAGCCUCACAUCCACUGGAUGGUCAAAGACAAGACGCUGGACAUCAGCAGGAACAGGAGGAUCCAGAAGAUGCCCAAUGGCUCCCUGGUGAUUUCAGACGUCACCACAGAUGAUACGGGCAGAUACACAUGUGUGGCUGGAAACAGCUGCAGCAUCAAAGACCGCGUGGCUCAGCUCUAUGUCGUGGAUAAACCAGCGCAGACGCAUGACGAGGACGAGGACCGAGCUCCUUACAAGAUGAUUCAAACCAUCGGGCUGUCGGUGGGGGCAGCUGUGGCUUACAUCAUCGUGGUGCUCGGCCUCAUGUUCUACUGCAAGAAGAGACGCAACGCUAAAAGACUGCACAAGCGACAAGAUGGCGAGGAGCCGGAGAUGGAGUGUCUCAAUGGAGGGGCUGUUCAGCAGAAUGGCCACACCACCACAGAGAUCCAGGAGGAGGUCGCCCUCACCAACAUGGGCACCACGGCAACCACCGAGAAGCGCCACAGCCACGUCAAUAGCGAUAAGCUGCACUUCCCCCGAGCAAACCUGCAAACCAUUACAACUUUAGGUAAAGGUGAGUUUGGCGAAGUGCUGCUGUCCAAAGCCAAGGGCGUCGAGGAGAGGGAGGAGGAAACGGUGGUGCUGGUGAAGAGCCUCCAGACUAGAGACGAACAGCUUCAGCUCGACUUCCGAAGGGAAGCGGAAAUGUUCGCCAAGCUCAGCCACCCCAACAUCGUCCGUCUGCUGGGCCUGUGCAGAGAGGCUGAGCCCCACUACAUAGUCCUGGAGUACUAUGACCUGGGAGAUUUGAAGCAGUUCCUGAGGAUUUCCAAAACUAAAGAUGACAAGGUCAAAUCUCAGCCCAUCAGCACAAAAACCAAAGUUUCCAUCUGUGCACAAGUGGCCCGUGGGAUGGAACAUCUGUCCAAUCAUCGCUUCGUCCACAAAGACUUAGCCGCUCGAAACUGCUUAGUCAGCAGUCAGAGACGUGUCAAAGUGUCGUCCCUCAGCCUCAGCAAGGACGUUUACAAAAGCGAGUACUAUCACUAUAGACAAGCGUGGAUCCCCCUGCGCUGGCUCCCGUCAGAGUCCGUGUUUGAAGACGACUUCUCCACCAAGUCUGAUGUUUGGGCCUUUGGCGUGCUCAUGUGGGAGGUGUUCAGUCAUGGGGAAAUGCCGUAUACCAAACUCGGAGACAAUGAAGUGCUAGAAGGCCUGCAGACAGGGAAGCUGAAGCUGCCCCCUCCAGAGGGAUGCCCCUCCAAAAUGUACAAGCUCAUGGCCAGCUGCUGGGCCCCCAGCCUCAAGGAGCGGCCCUCCUUCAGUGACGUGGUGCGCACCUUGGGGGAGACGCCCUCUGAUAGCAAAGUCUGAGGCGGCGACCCGUCCAGCAGCGAAACUAUAGCCACACGUCUUCUCCCUUCCUACGAAUAAAGACAGCAAUGCUGGAUUAUUUAGUCUUACGGUUCCGUGAAGAAGGAGAACACAAUUUUAAAUAUGCAUUUCAGACUUUUUUUUAAUGAAAGCAGUGUGGAAGAGACUUGUUUGCCAUAUCAGUGCAAGCACACUCGGCUUUUUAUUGUUUUUUGUGACUGUCUUCUUGUGAGCAGGAGUUUACGUUUUGCCUUAAACGCAACAUGGAUGACAUCCCUUUGUGAGCCUGCCUGUUUGCAGCCACUCAAUGGCAGAAACUUUGUGCCUCUCAUCUUUCUAACACGCCGAGGAUGUGGUUGGUGUUUUGAUAUCAAAUCAUCCUUUGAGUGGCAACAACAUGAACAAUCCUGUCUUUGAACCUAUCAUCCAAUCAGCUGCAUCAUCAUCACUUAUCACCGUCAGCAUGCAUAUUUGUGUGUUUGUGUGCAGGCGGACUACAUGCACUACAAUGUGUACAGGUGGUGAUGUGCAUAAGCAGACUUUUUUUUUUUUAAAGGAUCAAGUACAUAGCCAAGAAAGGAUACGACUGUCCCAAUGAAGAUUGUGUAUGUUUGACUGAGUGUGUUUUGUUCUUGUAUUAACUUUUGCAGUGCUUACUGGUGCACCACUGUAACAUUACGUAUGUCCAAAAUUGCAGGGAUCCAUUCUGGGCUCCAAUCAGUUCCCCUCUGGGUCCACUUGUUUCUGUGUGCAAUGCUGCAAAAGGGGACCGGUGUACAUAAUGUAGAGACCUUGCACUAACCUCCGUCUUUUGUCUCCAUCAUGUUGUGUUGAAGGCCUGUUUAUUUAUAGGGAAGGUCUCGUGUGUGUGUGUGUGUUUUUUUUACUGGGUUAUAGUAGAAAGGUACUGCUCUGAUGUAGUUCUACUUCUCAUGAUCCAUCUGAGUGUGAAUAGCCUGGUCUACCAGCUGAAGUCACUGCUGGUCACCAGUAUGUUAAUAAGUGCCUGGUAAAUGAAGGAUGAUCUGAAACUUUUCACUUUUUUAUUUUUUACAUUAUCUCAUCAGAUGCCUUUUGUUUUUUUUUCUAUGUUGUUUUUACUGUAAUAUAUUUCUAUGAACUAUGAAUGCUAGGCACUCACAUCUAAACCUUUUUUAAUCGGCUUCAGCACAAGUCCACUGUUAUCCUGGAUAUGCAAAAUAUACACACUGCUGUCAAUAAAGGUUCACGUUUUUUACCCAA